This is a messenger RNA of Trifolium pratense (red clover), 1054 nucleotides long. Its product is annotated as WUSCHEL-related homeobox 8-like. The coding region runs from base 172 to 843 and encodes 223 amino acids. Gene Ontology annotation, molecular function: DNA binding; DNA-binding transcription factor activity. Lineage: Eukaryota; Viridiplantae; Streptophyta; Magnoliopsida; Fabales; Fabaceae. The transcript is spliced from 3 exons. The record is from RefSeq and is a predicted model, not a curated record.
AAUAGUAGUAAGUUAAUAGCGAGAUUAGCGGAAUGAAAUUGCGCAAGAAUAUGCGCUACUUUUCCUUUUCUUUUGCCUUGACUUAGGAGAAACUGCAAAACAAAUUGUUCUUAUCUUAGCCAAACACACAACAACUAACUCCAUUUGGAUUAGUUUCAAAGAAACAAGAAAAUGGAAACAGAGAAUCAUAAUUCCUCAAAAUCAAACGGUAUUAUUAUUGGAGGAGGUGGAGGAAGCAACCUUUAUGUGAAAGUGAUGACCGAUGAACAAUUGGAACUUCUCAGACAACAAAUUUCUGUCUACACCACCAUUUCUGACCAGCUUGUUCAGAUGCAUAAAUCCAUCACCACUCAACACGACCUUGCAGGACUAAGGUUGGGUAAUUUGUACUGUGAUCCACUGAUGGCAUGCUCUGGACACAAGAUAACAUCUAGGCAGCGUUGGACACCGACGCCUAUCCAGCUUCAAAUACUCGAGCGGAUUUUCGAUGAAGGCAAUGGAACUCCCUCUAAACAGAAGAUCAAAGAUAUAACCAAUGAACUCGGGCAACACGGCCAAAUAUCCGAGACUAAUGUUUAUAAUUGGUUCCAGAACAGAAGAGCUCGUUCAAAGCGAAAACAAUUGGUUCCUACAACAAAUCAAUCUGAACCAGAGCCAGAGACAGAAGUUGAGUCUCCAAAAGAGAACAAAACACACGAAGAAUGCGACCGUGUUCAAUUCUUGGAGAAUUUAUCACCUCAUAGUAUCAAGGAUAUGUACAUUCAAAGUCCUGAUAUAGCAGGAUUUGAGCACUUGUUGAGUAAAAUUGAAGUUUCAGGCUCCUAUAGUUCGUAUUUUCUUUGAGAAACGACCGAUUAAAGACAAAAUUCUCGAAGAAAUCUCUCAGCUUGUUUAUGAUACUGUUAUACAUAGAGUUUUCAUCCAUGAUUGUACUUAACAUGCUUGUCAUCCAUGUUAUAGAGUAGAAUAUCAUCACAUGGCUUCUAUAUUCAUCAACAUGUGACCUUGUCUCAUUUACUUAUAAUAAAACUCCAUGCAAUGAUUUGAUAAACAA